Molecule: messenger RNA, 1773 nt
Organism: Penicillium soppii
Lineage: Eukaryota; Fungi; Ascomycota; Eurotiomycetes; Eurotiales; Aspergillaceae
Exons: 2
Coding region: 1-1773 (590 amino acids)
Source: RefSeq, a predicted model, not a curated record
AUGACCAGACCCGAAGUUCGGUCAGUCAAACUGCUCGGAUCAUGGGAUAAUUUCUCCAAACAAUACGUUAUGGAAAGAGAUAAACGCGUCGGUCCCGGUCACUGGAGAGGCUGUCAUACUUUUAAGGAUAUGAUCAGUGAUGGACCCGACAAGACUCAAUGGCGAACAGGGGGUUUAAAGAUGGGUGAGUCGAUCACUACAGCGUGCCCUCUCCUUCCAGGCCAGCCCGUGAAUGUGCUCAAUGUUCCCAUCAUUUUGCCAGACAGUCGAACACAUGGACGCUCAGCAAGUGGCAGCUCUCAAACAUCAGAGCACAUUCGAACCAUGAACCCAGAGGACAAAUUUAUGAACCCGCGGAAGCCGCCACCUCAACCCCAGUCAGUACGUCUUCAGACGUCAGCAUCAGUCCGUCGCGACCCAAGUCCUGCUUCUAGCAAGUCUCCGAUGACUAGAGUUCAUCGGAGUGCAUCUCAGCCGUACAGUGCCACUCGCAAGGGCCAUAAAAAAGACUCACGCUCUAUGUCACCCCCGGCAGCUCGGGCCCUCGUGGCCGCUUUAAGACAGCCAACCGACGCGGACAGAAAGCUCGAAACAGCCCACUGGGCGAACACCCCCACUAGGUCACCGCAGCGGGGAGAGUCCGACGAGAAGCACCGGAAUGUUCCAGGAAUCAAGGUCAACGCCGAAAUUGCCGUUCCAUCUUCCGCAAUCUUCCCCAACAAGCCUGGUCCGGUCGGCCCCUCCACCAUUCAAAGCCGACGCGCAAUGAAAGCAGCUACUGGAGACGCGGCACCAGGGUGUCUUUUAACCGUACAGACGCGACCUGAGCCCCGCAAACCUAGUCCGUCUCGCAGCGCAGCAAAUGGCAAGACCGGGUUGGACGAGACCGGUGCGAUAAGGGAGGCACUGAAAGGCUUCGCAAGCUCUAGUGACUUGCCUACGCCAACGGCCGCUUUCACCAAAGAGAAGAAAGAAAAGAGACUUCCAACACUUCCCAAUACACCAUCCUCAGUCAUGGAUGAGGCAGUCCGCGCCAUUGACGAGCGAGACAAGGCGAUGGAUGGCGAGAUCCCACGCAGUCACUUCUCUAGCAUGACAGUCACGACUGACGACUCUACUCACUCUCGCUUCAUACCCGAACGCAGCCGUUUCUCCGAAUGGAGCACCGAUACCGACACCGAGUACAACCCGUGUGCAUCAAUGGUGUCGACUUCCAGCUUCUCCAACCACUACUUUGACGAGACCUCGGCUGACGAUCGAUGGAAGACACCAGACCUAUCACAGUCCGGUGAUGGCGCAACAAACACCGACCCGAAUACACCCCACCUGACCGUCCACUCCAAGCCUUCAUCUCCAAACUCCGCCUCCGGAGAACUUCCCCCUUGGAACGUCUCUCUUCCCGAAUUCACCGUAUCUCUAUCCACUCCUGGUAUCGAAUGCUCCGGGCUGGGAAUUGAGAACAUGGACGAAGUGGAAAGCAACCCCAAGCGUCACGCAGCCCUGUUCAGUGCGCUUGAGUCCAUGGAAUCCUUCUCAAUGUCGCGCAGCCCCAAUGGCUCGCCCAUUACGCUCCCCCAUAUUCCCAAAGACUAUGGCACCCCUAGAAAGCUGUCAGAUACAGAGCGGGAGGUGAGUGAGGCUUCACUCGAGCGAAUUCGCUCUCGUCGUAGCAAUGCUUUUUUCUCGGAAAAUGCUACUAUGCAGGAGAUGAUGGAUGAGCUCAGCUACUUGAGAAACAUGAUUCAGUCUGAGAUGGAUGGGACUCCAUUCUGA